Molecule: messenger RNA, 1833 nt
Organism: Symphalangus syndactylus (siamang)
Lineage: Eukaryota; Metazoa; Chordata; Mammalia; Primates; Hylobatidae
Gene: GSDMD
Product: gasdermin D
Biological process (GO): defense response to bacterium; pyroptotic inflammatory response
Cellular component (GO): NLRP3 inflammasome complex
Molecular function (GO): phosphatidylinositol-4-phosphate binding; phosphatidylinositol-4,5-bisphosphate binding; phosphatidylserine binding
Source: RefSeq, a predicted model, not a curated record
AGAUCAUCUAGCAGCAGGUCUGGGCACCUCCAGCUGCUGCUCCCCGGACGGCUCCCAGGGAGAGCAGACGCGCCACCCUCGGGGCGCCGACAGUCACGGUUCCCGGGCUGGUGCUGGUCCCGCCCUCAGCUGCCUUCUGGGCCCAGUCUCCACUUUCAGCAGACCCGGCACUCAGAGGCUUCCUGGAGCAGCCGCGGCCCCUCCACAGUGGCCCAGGAGCAUGGGGUCAGCCUUUGAGAGGGUGGUCCGGAGAGUGGUCCGGGAGCUGGACCACGGCGGGGAGCUCAUCCCUGUGACCAGCCUGCAGAGCUCCACUGGCUUCCAGCCCUACUGCCUGGUGGUCAGGAAGCCCUCAAGCUCCUGGUUCUGGAAACCCCGUUAUAAAUGUGUCAACCUGUCAAUCAAGGACAUCCUGGAGCCGAAUGCCCCGGAACCAGAUUUGCAGCGUGGCAGCAGCUUCCACUUCUACGAUGCCAUGGAUGGGCAGCUGCAGGGCAGCGUGGAGCUGGCAGCCCCAGGACAGGCAAAGAUCGCAGGCGGGGCCGUGGUGUCUGACAGCUCCAGCACCUCGAUGAAUGUGUACUCGCUGAGUGUGGACCCUAACACCUGGCAGACCCUGCUCCGUGAGAGGCACCUGCGGCAGCCAGAGCACAAAAUCCUGCAGCAGCUGCGGAACCGCAGGGACAAUGUGUAUGUGGUGACGGAGGUGCUGCAGACACAGAAGGAGGUGGAAGUCACGCGGACCCACAAGCGGGAGGGCUCAGGCCGGUUUUCCCUGCCCGGAGCCAUGUGCUUGCAGGGUGAGGGCCAGGGCCACCUGAGCCAGAAGAAGACGGUCACCAUCCCCUCGGGCAGCAUCCUCGCAUUCCGGGUGGCCCAGCUGGUUAUUAACUCCGACUUGGACGUCCUUCUCUUCCCGGAUAAGAAGCAGAGGACCUUCCAGCCACCCCCGACAGGCCACAAGGGUUCCACGGGCGAAGGCGCCUGGCCACAGCUGUCCUCUGGCCUCUCCACGAUGGGGUGCCUCCCCAACUUCCUGACAGAUGGGGUCCCUGUGGAGGGGACGUUCACUGAAGACUUCCAGGGCCUACAGGCAGAGGUGGAGACCAUCUCCAAGGAACUGGAGCUCUUGGACAGAGACCUGUGCCAGCUGCUGCUGGAGGGCCUGGAGGGGGUGCUGCGGGACCAGCUGGCCCUGCGAGCCUUGGAGGAGGCGCUGGAGCAGGGCCAGAGCCUUGGGCCAGUGGAGCCCCUGGACGGUCCAGCAGGUGCUGUCCUGGAGUGCCUGGUGCUCCCCUCCAGAAUGCUGGCGCCGGAACUCGCCGUCCCUGCUGUCUACCUGCUGGGGGCACUGACCAUGCUGAGUGAAACACAGCACAAGCUGCUGGCGGAGGCGCUGGAGUCGCAGACCCUGUUGGGGCCGCUCGAGCUGGUGGGGAGCCUCUUGGAGCAGAGUGCCCCGUGGCAAGAGCGCGGCACCAUGUCCCUGCCCCCCGGGCUCCUGGGGAGCAGCUGGGGCGAAGGGGCACCGGCCUGGGUCUUGCUGGACGAGUGUGGCCUGGAGCUGGGGGAGGACACUCCCCACGUGUGCUGGGAGCCGCAGGCCCAGGGCCGCGUGUGUGCACUCUACGCCUCCCUGGCACUGCUAUCAGGACUGAGCCAGGAGCCCCACUAGCCUGCGCCCGGGCAUGGCCUGGCAGCUCUCCAGCAGGGCAGAGUGUUUGCCCACCAGCUGCUACCCCUAGGAAGGCCAGGAGCCCAGUAGCCAUGUGGCCAGUCUACCAUGGGGCCCAGGAGUUGGGGAAACACAAUAAAGGUGGCGUACGAAGGAAA